AUGCAGUACCCCAGCCAAGGCAAGAAACCCGGCAAAUGCGUGUUCGAUCUGUUCGAGGACGACUGGGUGUCGGAAGAAUCGGGCUCGUUGUACGACGACGACACAGACUACGGCUCUGCGAUCGCCUGGAGCACGUCGGGAGGCAGCUACAGCUCGUCCAAGACCGGCCAGCACAAGCGCUCUCCCUCCAAGUACCGCCGGCAGAUGAACGAAGUGAUGAAUUUACUGGAGCGGAAGAAGCCGACGGGGUGGAUGCUGAGCAACGAAGACUCGGACAUGACGCUGUACGAGUCGAUGUAUGUGGGUAAGUCGAAAGUGGUUGGUUGUCUGUUUCCCAGAGCGAAGGCGGAGCCGUUGGUGAUUGACGGCGCGGUGGAUAUGGGUGUUGUUGGCGGCGGAGCGGAUGGGAGUGCGAUUGGGGUGUUGAGCUGGCUUCUCGGUGGUUUGAAUAUCCUCGCCCCGCCCGUUGGGCCGGGGUGGGUGAAGAUUGGGAAGAUGGGGCAAGGAGAUGUCAACAGGGCGUGGGCCAAGGUGCGUGGGCCGAGGAAGAUGGGACUGUUCGCGAAGUUGCCGGGCGAGCUGCGCAACCGCAUCUACCGCCUGGCGCUUGUGGCGGAGGGAGGUGUCUACCACGUGGGCCCGGAGGAGGAUGAUGGAGAGUGCGGUCGCGGACCGUGCAUUCACGGCAAGCUCAGCACUGGGGUGCCGGGCAUUCUGAGCACCUGUCGACAGAUCCGCGCCGAAGCGAUGCCGAUCUUCUGCUCGGACAACACCUUCCAGUUCACCGAGGGGACGGCUCCGAAGCGCUGCCCGGCCAACUGGUUCCACUCCCUCGGCUUCUACGGCAGACUGGUCAGAGAGAUCACGGUGGAUGUGACAGUGGCACUGCCGACGGGAGAUGAAUGGCGCCCGUUCACUCUGCGCGCCCCGACGGAGCGAGUCCGGCGGUUCAUCACUAUCACGGCGCCCCCGGUCAACGAGAGAUGGGACGAGUACAACAGGUUCAUGCAGCAUCAGGAGGAUAUGAACCUGCGCGUCGGCAGGGUCAGGACGGAGCGGAUGUUCUGGGAGUUGCUGUCGUCUGACAUCUUCGCCGACCUCAUCUACGCGUGUGGGCAGCAGUUGUGA
This is a messenger RNA of Neohortaea acidophila, 1128 nucleotides long. RefSeq lists its product as uncharacterized. NCBI's taxonomy places the organism in Eukaryota, Fungi, Ascomycota, Dothideomycetes, Mycosphaerellales, Teratosphaeriaceae. Bases 1 to 1128 code for a protein of 375 amino acids. The record is from RefSeq and is a predicted model, not a curated record. The transcript is spliced from 2 exons.